UGCAGUCUCGGUGUCCGCUAGUGCAGACACUGAGCUGCACCUUGUCUCCUGCCUGCCUGCCAUCGCCAUGACAUCCACCUGCACCAACAAUACUCAAGAGAACAACAGCAGCCAAGCGUGCAUGCCCCUCUCCAAGAUGCCUAUUAGUCUAGCUCACGGCAUCAUCCGCUCCACUGUGCUGCUUAUCUUCCUCAGCAUAUCCUUUGUGGGUAACAUAGUGCUGGGUUAUGUGUUGCACCGUAAGCCACAGCUGCUGCAGGUGACCAACCGGUUCAUAUUUAACCUCCUUGUCACUGACCUGCUGCAGAUCGCUCUUGUGGCCCCCUGGGUGGUGGCCACCUCCAUUCCUAUCUUCUGGCCUCUCAACAGCCACUUCUGCACCGCCCUGGUUACCCUCACCCACUUAUUUGCCUUUGCUAGUGUCAAUACCAUUGUGGUCGUGUCAGUAGAUCGCUACCUGUCCAUCAUCCACCCUCUUUCUUACCCAUCCAAGAUGACCCACCGACGCAGUUAUAUGCUCCUCUAUGGCACCUGGAUUGUGGCCGUCCUACAGAGCACACCUCCUCUCUAUGGCUGGGGCCAGGCUACUUUUGAUGAGCGCAAUGGCCUCUGUUCCAUGAUCUGGGGAGCCAGCCACAGCUAUACCAUUGUCAGUGUGGUGUCUUUCAUCGGUAUUCCGCUGAUUGUUAUGAUUGCCUGCUACUCGGUGGUGUUUGGUGCAGCCCGGCGGCAGCAUGCUCUCUUGUACAACGUCAAGAGCCACAGCCUGGAGGUGAGAGCCAAGGACUCUGUGAAGAACGAGAAUGAACAGGCAACAAAGAAGAGGGAUGAGUGCCAGGACGAGAAUGAAUUCCCGUGCCAAGAUGAAGGUCAGGCCAACAGUAAGGAAAGCAGCGCCAAGAUGGAAGAGGGUCCCAUGGAAGCCAAGGCCAGCAGCAUGAAGACCAGAGAGAGAAGCCUGGAUUUCAGCGCAGGUAUCCUGGAGGCCAAGGGCAGUGAAGAGGUCAGUAGUGGCAGCAUGGAGGGUCUGGAACUCAGCACCGGAAUUCAGGCAAGUGGCGCAAAGGUAGAUAGCGGCCGCAUCGAGAUCAAUCAGUGCAACAUUGACUUGGGCGAAGAUGAUAUAGAGUUCGGUAUGGAUGACAUCAAUUUCAGUGAAGAUGAUGUCGAGGCAAUGAACAUUCAAGAGAGCCGGCCACCCAGUCGUCGAAACAGCAACAGCAACCCACCGCUGCCCCGGUGCUAUGAGUGCAAAGCUGCUAAAGUGAUCUUCAUCAUCAUUUUCUCCUAUGUGCUAUCUCUGGGGCCUUACUGCUUCUUGGCAGUGCUGGCUGUGUGGGUGGAUGUGCAAACCCAGGUACCCCAGUGGGUGAUCACCAUAAUAAUCUGGCUUUUUUUCCUGCAGUGCUGCAUCCACCCUUAUGUCUAUGGUUACAUGCACAAGACCAUCAAGAAGGAAAUCCAGGAGGUACUGAAGAAGUUCACCUGUAAGAAAAAGCCCACUGUGGAAGAUAGCCACCCUGACCUGCAUGAAUCGGAAGCUGGCACAGAGGGAGGUACUGAAGGCAAGGUUGUCCCCUCCCAUGAUUCGGCUACUUCACCUUAAAGUUAACCCCAAGGCAAACUUUUAACUAGACGCAAAAUAACAGAAAACAAGAGCAGCUUUCUUUUCAGUGCACCACCCACAAUCUCAUUAGUGCCGAUCCUUACCAUUCCAGGCAAAGGUGUUGUUGCAGAAGCAUCCUUAUCCACCACGUGGCAGAUACAUAUUAGGAAGAAGUGAGGACUUGGAUCUUUUCUGAAAGGUAUAAGCUCGUCAAAGCAUGGAGUUUACGAUCUCCACCAAAUAGAUAUAUACUUAUUAGGCUCUAUAUUUCCUAAAACAAGGGCUAUCUGGUUUGGGACUGUUCUUGGUAUUCUGCCUGCCUCCUCAGAGCUAUGACAUUGCAGCUUUAGCUCUGAGUAAAAGGGAAAGUGAUGCCUAUCGACAUAAGGACUAUUUGGCCUUCAGGUCAGGAACUCAUGGGCCGGGGCUACAUAUUGUGUUCAACUGAAAGAAAAGCAAUUGACCAAAUUACUUACAGAGUGCAAAAAGCAGAGCUAGGUGGACUGAUCCCUGCAUGAGCCGAUUUUUGUACUGAAGAGCCCCACAGUAUGGUGCAAAGACUAUACUGCAAACCCUGUCAAAGGGGGUUAUGCGGUUAGACUAUAAAGAAAGCUUCGAGGUCCCCUCAAGGGUCCAGAAAAGAGCAUACAUGAAAUGAAGAGUUAAUUCAAAGGAAGAAAUGGAGAAAUAAGGCUUAUCCAUGGAGUU
Messenger RNA from Acomys russatus (golden spiny mouse), 2314 nucleotides. It is a transcript of the gene Gpr101, whose product is annotated as G protein-coupled receptor 101. The record is from RefSeq and is a predicted model, not a curated record. The transcript has a single exon. Lineage: Eukaryota; Metazoa; Chordata; Mammalia; Rodentia; Muridae. Gene Ontology annotation, biological process: adenylate cyclase-activating adrenergic receptor signaling pathway. Gene Ontology annotation, molecular function: G protein-coupled receptor activity. Gene Ontology annotation, cellular component: membrane. Bases 68 to 1606 code for a protein of 512 amino acids.